CGUAGAGAAAGUGUAGAGAAGGUGGUGUAUAAUGAAAGAUUAAAAGAAAAUAAAAUUAAAGUCACAGACGAUAAAUUUUUUGUGGUUGAAAGAGGCCAGACAACUGUUCUUGAAAGAAGCAAAUCUUAUGAAGCA
Molecule: messenger RNA, 135 nt
Organism: Racocetra persica
Lineage: Eukaryota; Fungi; Glomeromycota; Glomeromycetes; Diversisporales; Gigasporaceae
Source: the annotation of a GenBank genome assembly